Perca flavescens (yellow perch) is the source of this 1218-nucleotide messenger RNA. RefSeq lists its product as uncharacterized. Bases 29 to 1063 code for a protein of 344 amino acids. The transcript is spliced from 5 exons. Gene Ontology annotation, biological process: response to bacterium. The record is from RefSeq and is a predicted model, not a curated record. Lineage: Eukaryota; Metazoa; Chordata; Actinopteri; Perciformes; Percidae.
UUCCAUUCAGCACGACAAUUUGAACACAAUGACAUCUCCAAAAUUUCUCUUCUUCUAUCUGACGUGUUUGUUCUUCGGAAAAGUUGCUCAGACGACUGAUGCAAAAUUAUCCUCAUCUUUUCAUCAAGAGAGUAGUUUUGUAUCAGCUAAAACUGGAGAUAACUUAACUUUGAGAUGUUUCUAUGAAGGCGAUAAUGCUUCAAAGUUUUACUGGUAUAAGCAAACUCUGGGACAAGAACCACGGCUCAUCUCUACUUACUACAAGUUCAAAAAUGGAUUAUUUCAUGAUGAAUUCAAAAACAAUUCACGCUUCACAUUGGAUACUGAAAAUGGUAAACAUCACUUGAAGAUCACAGAUUUGCGCGUUUCAGACUCAGCUACCUACUACUGUGCAAGUAAUGCAUAUAGUUUUGAAUUUGCGGAGGGAACCUUAGUCAAUGUAGAAGGUUCAGGUUUGAAGAUCCCAGCUACGGUCCAUCAGUCAGCAUCUGAGAGCAUCCAGCCAGGAGGCUCUGUGACUCUGGACUGUACAGUACACACUGGGACCUGUGAUGGAGAACACACCAGUGUUUACUGGUUCAAAAAGUCUGAAGAAUCUCAGCCAGCACUCAUUUACACCCAUGGAGGCAGGAAACCUAACACACAACCACACACCUGUGUCUACAAGCUGCCGAUGAAGAGUCUGAAUCUUUCUCAUGCUGGGACCUACUACUGCGCUGUUGCCUCAUGUGGACACAUUCUGUUUGGAAAUGGGACCAAGCUGGACUUAGAAGAUCAGGUGGGUUCUCCUGGUUUGGUGUAUUUCUUGAGCGGUGCUUUAACAUUCACCACCAUCCUGAAUGCUUUACUAGCUUUCUCAUUGUACAAGGUGAACAAGAGAAACAGCUGCCAAUCUACAGAUAACCAAGCAAGAUUUCCAUCUCCCUCCACAGUGAAUGCAGAGGGUUACCAAGAUGCAGACAACCUCCAUUAUGCUGCUUUAAGUGUCAACCUGCCCAACAGAUCGAGAAGGCAGAGGAACAACACCAACGAUGAAUGUGUGUACUCCAGUGUUAAACAAUAGAGCUGGACAUGUUUCAUUUGCAUUGUGAGUGAAAUCUGAGGAUGUGUAAUGUAGAUUUAGAUAUAGAUCUUGAGAUAACAAGUUUUAUUAAGAUGCAGAUUCUUUGUUGUUUUGCAUUUUUCCGGUACAGUUAGGACAGGUUCAUUGCUUGCCUU